UUUGCCCUUAGUGGAUAAGGACACAAAGGACUGUGGACGACAUAAGGCCAAUUCAUCUCAUUUCCAAACAGAAGGUUUCAAAGGCGAGGAAAAAUAUGGCACCAGGUGAAACGAAGACAAUUGAUGAAAUCAGCGACAUAGGUGAUAUGUUAGAAUUAGUAAAUGCACUUGGAAUCUCUGCCGCAGGACUAACGACACUGGAAGAGUUAAAAGACAAAGUAAAGACCAAAUCUAAGCCUUCAAACACUUCUGGUGGUACAGAAAGUCAGCCAUUCCAAGUUCUAUCAGAAGCAUUCAGGAAAGACAAGCAAAAACGUGACAAGUUGUGCAGCCUAUAUAAAGAAACGAAAGGUUUCCUCGACCAGCUGAAUGAAGACACAACUCUCAAAGUCCUCGGAGAAAGCGUGAAGGACUUUAAAGCAACUCUGGAUAAUAAUAUCGAGAGAAUCAAACCAAAAGAUCAAUAUAUUAUCCUUGUUGUAGGUGAAACCAGCGCAGGAAACAGUAGCAUCAUCAAUCUCAUUCUUGGAGAAGAUCUUCUAUCUUCUAAAGUUCUCCAUUGCACUUCAACAAUAUGUGAGUUAAAAUAUGGCAAGAAACCUGCCAUUCUCGCACACUUUGAAAACGAAGAGAAAAAUCCGCCGACUUUGUGGGAGCUUGGAGAUCCUUCGAGUUUCAAAGAGAAAAUAGCAGAAUUUGCUUCCUCGAAAACUCAAGAUGGACGAGAGAGAGCUCCUUACAAGAAGGUAGAGGUGUUUUGGCCGCAUCAAUUGCUCAAGGAGGGUGUCAUGAUUGUCGACAGUCCUGGAGUUGGGGAAAGCCAGGCUAUGGAUCAAUGUGUGCAUGAUUACCUAGCAAAUGCAUUCUGCUUUAUGUAUGUUAUAAAAAGUACCAAUGCUGGAGGAGUUAAGAAGGACAGACUAUUGUCCUUACUCCAAAAAGUGAAAGCCCAUAAGGUGAAUGAAAGUAUGGACCACAGACUAUUCACCAAAAGUGCUUUGUUUGUUGCCAACUUUUGGGAUGAAAUCCCCUCUAAAGAAGCCGAGGAUGUAAAGAAUUCACAGCUCGAGGCACUGACUAGGAAGAUGGGUGAGCUGGACGAGUCACAAAUCGUUUACAUGUCGUGCAAGCGAGUUCAGCUCGCACAGUCGUAUGGCCUCAUCGCGGACGAAUUUGAUAAGCUGAUGAAUGGGAUUAUCCGUCUUCUAGAAUCCUAUCUGAAUGACAGUCUACAAAUCUACUACAAGUGGUUGGGCGAUUUCCUGUUUCGUACAUCUGAGCAAGUCGGGAUCCUGUUGAAUUCGACGACCCUGUCAAACAACGAAAGAGAAGAGAGGAUGCAAAAAGUGAUGGAUAGGAUGGCCGGACUGGAAAAAUCACAAGAUCAACUUUUCAACGAGCUCAGUGAAAGCCAACUACAAGCGAUCAAAGAAGUUAUCAACGAUCUUGCCAAUUACUUCAAAUCCGAAGACACUACCAGAAGAUUCUGCGCAUGGUCCUCAUCUGACCUGCCUGAGGAUAAAGCAACCUGGGAAGAAACGAAAAGUGAAGCAUUGAAAUGUAUCUCUGAAAGAGCCCGUGCGUUUGUGCAGAAAUGGGAAGAGGACGAACAUCAUUUUGCGAGAACCCAAGUUGCCCUUAUCAAACAUUGCGCCGCUAAAUAUGACAUUAUGGAGGUAGACAUCAGAAACCUACAAGAAGAGGUAGGAAGACCAGAGCAGGAAAACCUUAGCUUUGACCCUUUCAAGAGAUAUGCAUCAUUGCGAAGACGACUCCCGGUGCAAGGCAACGCCCCAGUGUGGUUCAGACAAGGUCUGACCUCGGUGGUACUUGGCACUCCGUUCAUCUAUAAUUUGGCUGAAAAACUUAAAAAGAACUUUAAAAACAAAAGGAAGCUUGAAAAAUUCAAACUCGAUCUUGUUUCCUACAUGAAAAAAAAAUCCCAGAAGUGUCUUGGACUCAUUGCCAAUGAAGAAAGUCUGCUUCCGUUCAUAAAUGAUCAGUUGAAGGAUGCUGUCCAGUUCUUGAAGAACAUCAAAGCCAAGAUAUCACGACUGAGAGAAGGUGAUAAGCAGAUAUAUAGUCAGCUAUACGAAGCGAACGUCAGAAGCACAUUCGAAAUAAAAGAAGUCUAUGAACCCGUACGUUCGCGUUUAGAAGUCUUAAAGCGUGAAGUAACAGUUUAUGAAGUCAACUUUUUAAGAACAUCAAAGUUCUCAAACAAGGAACUACAGUGGAACCAAGAUGACAAAUCUAUCGUUGGAAGGGGAACUUUUUCUACAGUGUAUAGUGGUGCUCUUUUAAGGAAAGGACAGCCAGAAGUUGAAGUGGCACUAAAAGUCUACAACAACCCAAUUAGAAGCAACAACAUAUCGCAUUUUAUUGAGGAAGAAUAUGCUCUGAGAUGCCUCAGUCACCCAAACAUCAUAAAGUUCUUUGGAACGCAUCUUUUCCAAUCUCCACCAUCUUGGACAAAAGUGAUUAUUGUCUUAGAGCUCUGCAAAUGUUCGCUUAAAACUCGAAUCAUGUCCCAACCUGAAAAUGCUCCUGCGCUCUCCAAAGACGAAACUGCUAGGAUGAAUGUGUUACUCUGGGCUGAACAGAUUCUUGAUGCCUUAAACUACUUUCAUCAACAAGGAUACGUUCAUCGAGAUCUAAAUCUGGACAAUUUACUGUUGACAGAUGACAACAAAGUGAAACUAAUCGAAGUUGGUAUAGCCAAGCACGAAAAAGAAAUGACGGGUACGUUUCGAAGUAUGCUGACUUACCUUGCCCCCGAGGUCCUGGCAGGUAAAACUUACAACACCGAGGCCGACAUGUAUAGUUUUGGUGUGAUUCUUUGGGAGAUGUGGUAUGCUGAGACAGCAUUUCAACCAGACGUUAUUCCCCACUCACCAUUUCAGCUUACGAAAGACAAGGUCACAGAAAUCAAAGCCCUGCGCCCGAGACACAUUAAAGGAACUUAUAAACCCUGGAGUAAAUGGGAGCUUGUCAUGAAGACGUGUUGGGAGGGUGAGCCAAGUCAACGACUGACCGCUUUAGAAUGCUUACAAGAACUUGGCGACCUCCGUCAGCGUAUAGAGAAAAAAGCACCCAGCGGAUUGGCUGUGAAACAUGUUCCGUUACCAGAGGCAACCCAAAGUCAAUCAACCGCUGAAAGCAGUCCGAUUACGUUGAAUCCCGACCCAAUUACUAAACCAAAACAACAGCGAACACCGCCACCAAUAAAACCCAAGCCAGAAAGAUCGUCUAUGACAAUUGAGAAGGCAACUAAAAUUCAAUCAACCGCUGAAAGCAGCCCGACUACUUUGAAACCAGAAGUUAUCCCCGAUUCAUCUUUCUAUUCUACGAAAGACACGGUCACAGGAAAUAAAGCCCUGCCCCCGAGACACAAAGAAGUAACUUAUUAAGCCCUUAGAGACUGAGAGCUUGUCAUGAAGAAAUGUUGGGAGAGCGAGCCAAGUCAACGCCUGACCGCUCUACAAUGCCUACAAGAACUUGAAAGCCUCAACCAGCACAUAGAGGAAAAAGCACCCAACGGAUUGGCUGUGAAACAUGUUCCGUUACCAGAGGCAACGCAAAGUCAAUCAACCGCUGAAAGCAGUCCGAUUACGUUGAAUCCCGACCCAAUUACUAAACCAAAACAACAGCGAACACCGCCACCAAUAAAACCCAAGCCAGAAAGAUCGUCUAUGACAAUUGAGAAGGCAACUAAAAUUCAAUCAACCGCUGAAAGCAGCCCGACUACUUUGAAACCAGAAGUUAUCCCCGAUUCAUCUUUCUAUUCUACGAAAGACACGGUCACAGGAAAUAAAGCCCUGCCCCCGAGACACAAAGAAGUAACUUAUUAAGCCCUUAGAGACUGAGAGCUUGUCAUGAAGAAAUGUUGGGAGAGCGAGCCAAGUCAACGCCUGACCGCUCUACAAUGCCUACAAGAACUUGAAAGCCUCAACCAGCACAUAGAGGAAAAAGCAUCCAGCGGAUUGGCUGUGAAACAUGUUCCUUUACCAGAGGCAACCCAACCCCCCUCCCCCCCCCAGUGAGACUGGACUUAUGAUGGGACCACCCUGCUGAGGACAUUUUUUGUUGCGUUACUAUUAUGGUAUAAAAAAACUUGUGCUUUUUCGUUUGAAGUUAUUUUAGUAGUCUGAACAAAAUAUUUUAGUAGUCGGAACAAAACAUUUUAUUAGUCUGGACAGAACAGUGUGAAACCCGAGCCAAUCACUAAGCCAAAACAAAAGCGAACACCACCACCAACAAAACCAAAGCCAAAAAAAUAAUCUGUGUCGCUUUCUAUUAAAAAGAAACAUUGAGAAAAAUGUUCAAUUUCAAUGAACUCGACGGAUAACUUUAUAAUAGAUUUAGGAUAGAUUUAUAGUAGUUUUGAUAUAGCUCAGGGACCAAAUGUUCAACUCGACUAUUUUCCCUUUUACCCAACUGAAAGCUGACACUUAAGCAACAAUGGUCCCUCUAAUUAAAAGGUUUUUGUUUUUAGUUGGACGGCGAAAGAGAAACCUAAGGCAAUAGCCACUAGCC
Molecule: messenger RNA, 4536 nt
Organism: Stylophora pistillata
Lineage: Eukaryota; Metazoa; Cnidaria; Anthozoa; Scleractinia; Pocilloporidae
Biological process (GO): protein phosphorylation
Molecular function (GO): ATP binding; protein kinase activity
Source: RefSeq, a predicted model, not a curated record